Messenger RNA from Acanthisitta chloris (rifleman), 1224 nucleotides. Its product is annotated as arylacetamide deacetylase-like 4. Lineage: Eukaryota; Metazoa; Chordata; Aves; Passeriformes; Acanthisittidae. The record is from RefSeq and is a predicted model, not a curated record. The transcript is spliced from 4 exons. The coding region runs from base 1 to 1224 and encodes 407 amino acids. Gene Ontology annotation, cellular component: membrane. Gene Ontology annotation, molecular function: carboxylic ester hydrolase activity.
AUGGAAUCCUAUUAUACUUUGGUUUUAAUAGCAGGAAUUCUAGUUGCUUUUGUAUUAUUGGUUUUAAUUGCAACUGAUCAUAACUCCUUCAAGGCAGAGAUUCCUCCUGAUACUGACCAUCCAUCAAAGCUCCGUUUUUAUCACUAUGUGUGCACUCUGGUGGAAAAUCUGGCAAAGCACUUGGAAGGCUUGGGAGCUGUGGAGAAGCACACAGUGAUCAGGCUGCUCACGGAUGGGCUGUGGACAUGGCCAGAUCCACAGCUCCUCACAAGGGACCUGCAGUUUGAGAAGGUUCCUGUGAGGAUUUACCUCCCAAGAGAACCAUCUGCAAGCAAACGGAGAGGAGUAAUCUACUUCCAUGGAGGAUGUGGGAUUUUUGGAAGCAUCAGAACUUGCGAAAGAAUGUGCCGGUACAUAGCCAGAAAAUCUGAUUCAGUGGUUGUGUCUGUUGGGUACCAUUUAGCACCUGAGCAUGAGUAUCCAUCCCAAAAUCUGGAAUGUCUCGCUGCUACCAUGCACUUCUUGAAGACUGCAGAGGCCUACGGGGUGGAUCCUGCUCGGGUUAUUGUUUGUGGGGACAGUGCUGGGGGGACUUAUGCUACCAGAGUUUGCCAGGAACUGGUGAAUAGGACAGAUCUCCCCAAGAUCCGUGCCCAGGUGUUGAUCUAUCCAUUCCUCCAAGCUCUGAACUUCAAUCUGCCAUCUUACCAGAAAAAUGCUGCCAUGGCCUUCCUGUCCCGGGAACGUACAGUCCAUUUCAUUCUGAAGUACCUGAACAAGGAUUGUGCCAUGAAGGAAGCGAUUUUGGCAGGUUCUCAUGUUCCUGAGAACAUGAAUUUGAAAUGCAGGAAAUGGAUAAAUCCAGAUCUUCUCCCAGAGGUAUUUCAAGCAGGCUACAAACCACCACUGCCUGCUUUGUUUUCACCUCAAGUCCAUGAAGAAGUCAAAGAGCUGUUUGAUACGAGGUUUUCCCCUCUGCUAGCAGAGGAUUCUGUGGUUUGCUGCCUGCCUGACACCUGUCUCAUCACCUGUGAGCACGAUGUGCUCAGGGAUGAUGGUUUGUUGUACAAGAAACGCUUGGAGGACAACAAUGUAAGGGUGACCUGGUACCACAUGGAGAAAGGUUUCCACUGUGCACUGGGAUUUUUUGGCUAUGGUGUUUUCUCUUUCCCAUCAUCAAGCACAAUAGUGAACCAUGCUGUAGACUUUAUAAAAGGCUGUUAA